Monosiga brevicollis MX1 is the source of this 1320-nucleotide messenger RNA. RefSeq lists its product as uncharacterized. The record is from RefSeq and is a predicted model, not a curated record. NCBI's taxonomy places the organism in Eukaryota, Choanoflagellata, Craspedida, Salpingoecidae. Gene Ontology annotation, cellular component: cytoplasm; membrane; intracellular membrane-bounded organelle. Gene Ontology annotation, biological process: ganglioside catabolic process; oligosaccharide catabolic process. The transcript has 12 exons. Gene Ontology annotation, molecular function: exo-alpha-sialidase activity. The coding region runs from base 1 to 1320 and encodes 439 amino acids.
AUGCGUUGCUCCGGUUUGCGAUCGGGGCUGAUCGUGGCCUGGCUGCUCGCGUUGCUGGGAGGCUCUGUGCGGGCGCAAGCAACCGUGGAUGCGGCUUGUCAGAAGGUGCUGGACAACUGGUGUAAUGGUCUGGAAGAUCAAACGUGUGUAAACGCCUUGUCAAGUGCAGGAGCCGAGUUGCCCCUAUAUGCGCGCUAUGAUGUUGCAGCGAAUGAUGACGAGAAGCAGUGGCGUUGCUACUCUCCAAGCAGCUUGACCCCAGAUCUUUCGGGCUAUUCCAACGGCACAUCUUACUGCACGCGAGAGCAAGAGAUCUUGGAUGUGAUUGCCGAUUGCGAUGUCAAUCGCACCCAGAUUGCUGUCUUUACGCCGGGCGAAUUGGGCUAUCCCUGCAUUCGUAUUCCCUCCAUUCUGCUUGCCGGUGACAACCGCACGCUUCUUGCCUUUGCUGAGUGUCGCAACUGGACCGGAGACGGGUGCGAGCCGCAAGGCUUUGAAGAUGCGCGAUAUAACUCGACCAGCAACGCCAACCGUGACCUCUGCAUGAAGACAUGGAGCGCCUUGCAUGUGAUUCAGCGCAAUGCCGCACAGCCCAUGCCCGUGUGGGACUACCAACAAAACCAACUGGUCCUCAACUUUGUUCAACUGACCCCCGGAGAUAACUUGCAGAGUAUGAGCAAAGACUUUGGACAAACUUGGACGCCGCGAGGUACAUGUCCAAGCCUCGAUGGCAGUCCUGGACAUGCUGUCGCCCCCAAUCGCCUCUUGUUCAUUGGCCACCACGGUGCCUAUCAAUAUGACAGCGUCUGGUACUCCGAUGAUGGAGGUCUGACUUAUAACGUGAGCAAGACCAACUUUACCUUCAUGGACGAAGCGCAGCUGGUCGAGUUGCCCGAUGGGCGCGUCAUGGCCAACAUGCGCAACAAUCACAUCAACGCCUGCAAGUGCCGUGCCUAUGCUUUGAGCGAGGAUGGUGGCGCAAGCUUUGGAGCCAUUCAAUUUGCCGACGCCCUUGUUUCGCCCGUCUGCAUGGCCAGCAUUCUUCGCGGCCUGGAUGGCAACGUAUACUUUGCCAAUCCAGGCCAGACCUCUGGUCGAUCUGGGGGCAUGCUUCGUCGGUCUGCCGAUGGCUUUGCCUGGAACCAAAGCGCGCUCGUCUGGCCCGGAUCUUACGCCUACUCGUGCCUUACGCACGUGCCCAAGUCAAACUGCAUCGGGUUGUUGUGGGAGACCUCGGCUCCCGACUGCACGGGGGACAGCUGUGUUUGUGUCUUUAGCCGUCUGUCCACGGCGGACGCCUCCUUUGGUGACGAUUGCUGA